This is a messenger RNA of Capsicum annuum, 1477 nucleotides long. RefSeq lists its product as uncharacterized. NCBI's taxonomy places the organism in Eukaryota, Viridiplantae, Streptophyta, Magnoliopsida, Solanales, Solanaceae. The transcript has a single exon. The record is from RefSeq and is a predicted model, not a curated record. The coding region runs from base 70 to 795 and encodes 241 amino acids.
UCAUUUUCGACCACCACAACCAUCUAUCUCUAUCAUCAUCAUCCUUUUCUUCAACCUCCUCCUUCAUCAAUGGGAGAAAAAAAGCCGCAACAGCAACAAAAGGAGAGAGAAAAAUCCAGUAAGCAGAAAUACAAACACUCAAAUACUCCAUCUGCAGCACCAGCAGCAAAAUCCACUUCAGAUUUCACAUUUAAGCAGAUCUCCGAUGUGAAAGGCCUCCGAUUCGGAGGCCAAUUCAUCGUAAAAUCCUUCACCAUACGCCGCGCUAAGCCAUUAGAGCUCCUGCGUCUGCUCUCCCUUCACCCCGUUAAUCAUCCAUCUGCACCUAACACUACAAAGAUAUUUCCAGCAUUUCCAUCUACCACAGCUUAUUUACCAACCAACUUCACAAUCCUAGCCCACCAAGCUUGGCAUACGCUGACGUUAGGUCUGGGUACGAAGAAAUCGAAGGUGGUGCUGUUCGUUUUCGAAUCAGAGACGAUGAAAACAGAAGUGGAUAUGAAAUGGCCAGUUGAAAUACCGUUAGGUGAAGUGAAUAAGAAGAUGAUAAGAGGACUACAAGGUACUGAAAUGGCAAGAUUUAAGUUUAGAAAAGGGUGCAUAACAUUUUAUGUUUAUGCUGUUAGGAAAAUUGGUGAUUUAGGGUUUGGUUGUGUUGAAGAUCUGAAAUUGAUUUUGGAAUCAGUUGUUGCAUUGAAAGAUUUUUUUGAUCAUACUGCUAUGUUAGCUAUGCCUAAUCAGAGAAGUAUUAAUUAUACUAAUGGUGAAUUUCAACAUACGGGGAUCGCUCAUUAGUAUGUAUAUUAAGAGUUUUGUUGAUUGGACUCUUUGAAAAUGUUAUUGUACAUGUGUUGGAUUAUUCUUCGGAAAAAGCUGAUGGAGAAGAGUUGCUCGGAUGGUAAGCGUACUCCGCCUUCCUUCUACCUUUAAACUGUUGAGGUUGUGGGUUCGAGUCACCUUCAAUUGCUUAGGUCAUGGGUUCGAGUCAUCUUCAACUGUUAAGGUCCGUGGUUUCGAGUCGCCUUCAACUGUUGAAAGGUCGUGGGUUCAAGUCGCCUUCAACUGUUAAAAGGUCGUGGGUUUGAGUCGCCUUCAACUGUUAAAAGGUCGUGGGUUCGAGUCAUCCUCAAUAGCUAAGAUUGUCAGUUCAAGUCACAUUCGACUGUUAAGGUAGUGUGUUUGAGUCACAUUCAAUGGUUAAGGUUGUGAGUUUGAGUCAUCGACAGAGUAAAAACAUAGUUUCUAGCUAAAAAUGAAGUUCUUCGCAAGAUUAUUUUUGAAGAAGUCGACACGUUGAUAAUUUUGAAGAGUUUGAGCGCCAUAUAAUUUGUCGGUCAUCAUUUUUCGAAGAUUUUUAUUUUUGAUUAUUAAAUACAUUGUCAGUGUAAAAGAUUUUUUUAUAUAUAUAUAUAGAUAAGUUCAUAUAUGCAUUGUAAUUGAUGAUUUACUAUCAUAUUUUGCAAGAUUUCUGAGUUUA